This is a messenger RNA of Pieris macdunnoughi, 420 nucleotides long. Lineage: Eukaryota; Metazoa; Arthropoda; Insecta; Lepidoptera; Pieridae. The record is from the annotation of a GenBank genome assembly.
AUGCUCAACUGCCAGUUUGGAAAGGUUCCUUUAGACCAAAGGCUUUCCAUAGACGAGCAGAUGUGUGAACCAAAUGAGCCAUUACAUAAAACAAUACAUGCUAUAAACCCCACAAGUGGGGGGUUCAAAUUAUAUCUCAUCUGCAGUCUACAAGGAUAUGCUCAUAGAUUUGAGGUUUACAGUGGAGGGGGCUCCAAAAAUAACAUCUUACCUGGUGAGCCAGAUUUGGGAGAGUCUGGAAAUACAGUCGUCAGGUUAGCUAGAAUGGUACCACGCAAUGUGAAUCACAUUAUAUACUUCGACAACUUCUAUACUUCUGUGCCUCUCGUCAUCUAUUUAGCUAAGGAAGGAAUUUUCUCACUGGGAACAGUAAGAGUAAACCGAUUGAGAAACUGCAAAUUGCCUGACAAAACACUAUAA